Suillus subaureus is the source of this 531-nucleotide messenger RNA. RefSeq lists its product as uncharacterized. The record is from RefSeq and is a predicted model, not a curated record. The coding region runs from base 1 to 531 and encodes 176 amino acids. The transcript has 4 exons. NCBI's taxonomy places the organism in Eukaryota, Fungi, Basidiomycota, Agaricomycetes, Boletales, Suillaceae.
AUGACCUUAACAGCAUCACUAGAUGAUCUAUACCUAGGGCUGGAUGAUGACAUAGAAUAUGAUUCUCCAUCAUCCAGAUCACCGGAUGUCUUGGCUGCAAUACCCAGAUCAAGGAUCACCAUGCAUGCUCACCAACCCCUUGCAGAUCAAUCACCUCCAGCUCAAGCUGAUCAUCCAGGUUUUCUCAUCGAUCCAGACUUGUACCUCAGGCCUGAGGAUGAUAUCAUCGAUGUGGAUGAGUUGCCGGAUUCUGCCGAUCCUAAGAUUGAUGUUCUGGCUGCAUCAGAAGCAUCUAUGUCAUAUCGACUUGGUGAUUACAAACACCGUACUGGGGAUCUUCCUGAUCCUUCCAUUCCACUGCUACUUGAGGCUAAGCGACCCUUCUGGAUGGCUUGGGCAGAAACUUCCAACAAACUCAGAAGAGCUGAUGUGGACCUCCAGAGGUUGCAAAGAGCCCAAUGGAUGAGCAUUGAAAUGCUCAAGGUAGUAGACUCACUGAUCAAUUGGUUUGAAGAUCAGAUUCAAAUGUAA